AUGAAGGCCGUUGGCGAGAUUCUCAACCCUCGGGGUGGCUGCUCGUCCGAGCUGCUGGGUUACACGGAGUGCUCGCGCGAGGCACUGCCCGUGUUGCCUUCGCCGUCGCUGUCGCUACCUUCGCCGGCUCUGCGCGGACCUACAUCACCGUGCCCGACCGAAGGGGCCCUGGUCGAGACCUCCUGCACGUCGAAGAUGUCGCCGGCUAUGACGCAGGCAUGCUCGUCGCCGAGUACGAGCCGUGCUCCUCGAGACACCAUCGAAGGCUCAUUUUUCGCGGCCGUCUGCGGGAUAUUUGUGAUUAUGGCGGUCGCACUCGGCACGGUCUACUUCCUGAAAGUCGCCAGACAACGGGCCGGAACCCAGCUCGCAUCGGUGAGGCGCAGGACCUGCGAGACUCGCGACUGCCAGCGACACGCGCUGCUGCUCACCGUCGGCCUCAACCGGAGCGCGGACCCUUGUCACGACUUCGGCGCCUACGUGUGCUCGGCCUGGUCGCCCGCCGGUGGCGGAAGCCGCUCGCGCCGGGGUCGCUCGACAGAAGAAGCCUUCGAGUCGCAGCUGAACGACGUCCUGAUCGCGUGGCUGGGGGGCCUGGAGGACCUCUUGAUUAGCGGUCUCGACGUGGAGAAGGUCGCCAGCAAGCCGCUGGCUCUGCUGCGCAGCUGCCGGAAGCGAGGGCCACGCGCCAGCACCGACGACCUUGAUGAAUUCCGGGAGUUCAUCGUCCUGCUGGGACUGUGUUGGCCGGACGACAACUGUUGCGACGUUAGCGCCCUGGGCGUCCUCCUAGGACUCGUCUACAGGUGGGACCUGUGCUUUUGGCUGCGAAUGCGGGUACUGCGGAGCUCGAAGUCUAACGGAACCGCUCGUCGCCUGGCACUGUACCCCGGUCCGAGAUUUGUCGUGCAGCGAUUCGCGGCCAGGCACACUCACUUGGUGACGAAGGACGCCUACGUCGCAUACUGGACGCAUCACCGCGACGCGCUCUUGACGCAGAGCACUUCCAACGGGUCCUCGCGGCACUUACCGCCUGCGCGGGAGAGCAUCGAACGCGUGGUAAAGGCUGAACACGCCAUCGCUUCGGCGCUCUGGCGCAGCGCAGCCAAGGAGUCUCUAGUGCCGAUGAACGUGACGAUUUCGGAUUUCGGCUUCUACACGGGCAAGGUGUCCUCGAAGGAAUGGCUCGACAAGUUAAACGCCAACGUCGCGGACGAGUCGACGCUGUUCGCAAUGGAGGAUCACGUUCUCGUGGCGGACGCGUCGGUGCUGGAGGCCAUGGGGACAAUCUUCGGCGCCCACACGGACCGCGAAAUCGUGGCUCACCUGUCCUGGCAAUUCGUCCAGGAGUACGGCGCCGUGGUCGAUCCGGGUCUCGGGCGGCUCUUCGAGGACGGUUGGGACGGGGCGUUCUGCGCUAGACAGGUCGAAAGGAUCUACGCUCCGCUCGUCGCGACGUUGCACUGGAAGCUUCGCACCGGCCACGCCGAGAGGCAGCUGCUGGAAGCCAAGCUGCGCAGCCUGGUCGACCGGACGGCUCGGAUGGUGGACACCCAGUGGUGGCUUGCACAACCGGACAGGCGCGUUGCCGUGGAUAAGCUUCGAGCGUUGACCAUCCGGCUGUGGCUGCCGAAUGAGCUGCAGCAGAAGCUCGGCCUGGUCUAUCGCGAUUUCCCCAAUGGCACGGCGGCGGACGAGUCCUUCGCGAAGACGUGGAUUAGGAGCAGGAGAGCACUCGCUCGCCAAGCUUCUGGCCACUUCCGAGAGUCGCUCGCAAGCUACAGCCCAGCGCUGUCGCCGCUGGUGGUCGGGUACGACUACCUGGACAACGCCGUAGACGUUGCCGCGGCGUCGCUGACCGGGCCGCUGUACUACGCCAACGCUACUCCCGCCAUGUUCUACGGCGGCAUUGGGUUCUACUUCACCGCCCACAUGAUGCGGUCGCUGGACUGGACGGGCCUCAGGGUCGGCGCGGACGGUCGCAUCGUCUCGCCUUCCUGGAUGAGCGAGACCAGCCGCAAAGUCGUGGAGAGCCGCUUGAGCUGCCCCACAACGGGCGUUACAAACCGCGCGCUUCUGCCUUACCUCCCGGCCCUGGAGGUGGUCAGGCAAGCCUUCUUUGAGGACGCGGCGACGUCUGCGCACCGACUAGAGAUCGGCGACGCACUCACUGAGCCGAGAACAUUCUUUAUGACGCUGUGCCACAUAGUCUGUUCCAGUAUGCCGUGGGCGGGAGCGGCCGUGGACUGCAACGCGGUCCUGAAAAACUCUCGCGACUUUGCAGCGACGUACCGCUGCAAGAUUGAUUCUCCUAUGAAUCCUUCGAGGAAGUGCGGCUUCUUCAGUUAG
Dermacentor andersoni is the source of this 2349-nucleotide messenger RNA. RefSeq names its product endothelin-converting enzyme 2-like. Gene Ontology annotation, biological process: protein processing. Gene Ontology annotation, cellular component: plasma membrane. The record is from RefSeq and is a predicted model, not a curated record. Gene Ontology annotation, molecular function: metalloendopeptidase activity. NCBI's taxonomy places the organism in Eukaryota, Metazoa, Arthropoda, Arachnida, Ixodida, Ixodidae.